Molecule: messenger RNA, 540 nt
Organism: Seminavis robusta
Lineage: Eukaryota; Bacillariophyta; Bacillariophyceae; Naviculales; Naviculaceae
Source: the annotation of a GenBank genome assembly
AUGGCGGAAGAAGCGCAAUUCAAAUCGACCUCCUUUGAGAUGACAACCACGGCUCCUAUUGCGAUGACUGACUGGAACAUCCAGUCCAUUGGGCGGAAGAUCCAAGAAGGGCUUGCUGAGGCCGUGAAUGAAGGGAAGAAUUUGUUCUUGCUUUUCUUUCUGAAGCACAACGUCCUCUUUCCUCCACGACGUCUCUUCUUUGACGGCAUUGAAGGCUCUGUUAGAUCCUCCUCUUCGCAGCACCUCGAGAUCAUUUCCAACCAAGGCAACCGCAUCAUCUUCGUGCAGUUUGUAGGAGGUGCAAGCUCAUUUGGUCUCGCUGAGGCGAUUUCUUCGGAUGACGAGGCUGCGUUGGCUGCGGCUCAGGCCCCUCCUGUGGAUCAGGCCCCUCAUGCGGUCCCACCUCCCGCUCAAGCAGUCCCACCUCAACAACAAGCUCCUCGCCGUCGUCAACAGCGUCGUCAGCGUCGUGUCCAAGAAAGCGAUGAUUCAUCGUCCGAGGGAGAGGAUUUCAUCGGUCUUAGCCAGCUCACCCUCUAA